AUGUUUUUCAAGUACAACAAAAUUACGCAGAGUUUAUCUUCGGCGACACAGGAUGUUGCUAUGGGACGACCCAAUACUCCAGAGGCAUUCAAAGUGGCAGUCCAGGAAAGCCCAGAAAUAGUCUAUGACUACAAACCACUCAAAGUUGCUGAAAUUCAGCCUAGUUCACAUGGAGAAUCUGGGGUGUACUUAGUACCUAAUAAUAAAAGAUUCAAGAGGCUUAUGUCACUACAGGCUCAGUUUUUGUCUGCUGAUGGCAAGUUGGUGUGGCAGAAGUUUGCAGCAGAUAGAACACUGUACUACCUGUCUGCUGGGCUUGCAGCUGUUGGUUUUAUCUGGUCAUUGUAUGGUCUCAAGAGGUUAGCUUCUCCACCCAAAAAUGAGUAG
This is a messenger RNA of Candidula unifasciata, 387 nucleotides long. Lineage: Eukaryota; Metazoa; Mollusca; Gastropoda; Stylommatophora; Geomitridae. The record is from the annotation of a GenBank genome assembly.